GUCUUACACGUGAAUCGUAGUGACGAAGUUUUGUUUUGAAGGAAAAAAUGAAGCAAAGACAAAACAAUCGACUUCCAAAUAACAUUCUUCAGCUGCAAAAUCUCGUAAAAAGAGAUCCUACAUCUUAUAAAGAUGAGUUUUUGCGACAGUAUAAAUACUUUCAAUCGUCAUUGGAAGUAUUUCAACUGAAACCUGCUGAUUAUAACAAGGAUUUGGAAGAUCAGGUGAUGUUUUUAGCUCAUAUUUGCCAUUGUUAUCCUGUAGAUUUAUCUGAUUAUCCACAAAAAUUAAUAGAGAUUCUUCGUAAAUACUCUAUGGUUUUAAAUCCCGAAAUGCGCUUGAUAUUUUGUCGAGCCCUCGUACUUAUAAGAAACAAAAACUUAUUAGCACCCACAGAUUUAUUGGAAUUAUUUUUUGAGCUGCUAAAAUGUCAAAGUAAACUUCUACGAAAGUAUUUGAAAAAUCACAUCAUUCAAGAUAUCAAAAAUUUAAAUGCAAAGCAUCGAAACAUGAAGCUGAAUAUAACCUUACAAAAUUUUAUGUAUGCCAUGUUAAAGGACAAAAACAAUGUAGCUGUUAAGAUGUCACUGGAUAUAAUGAUAGAACUUUAUCGUAAAAAUAUAUGGAACGAUGCUAAAACUGUUAAUGUUAUAGCCACAGCUUGUUUCUCAAAAGUAACAAAAAUUUUAGUUACAGCAUUGAAAUUCUUUCUGGGAUCAGACGAAAAAGAUGAUAAUGAUGAUGAUGAUAGUAAUUCAGAAGAAGAAAUAAAUGUAAGAGAUGUUGUAACAUCAAACAAAGUUAAUAAAAAAACCAGAAAAAGGAAAAAGUUAUUAGAACAUACCAAAAAGCUUAUAAAAAAGCAUAAAAAUAGUAAGAAGCCACCUACAUUUAAUUUUUCUGCAGUCCAUUUAAUAAAUGAUCCUCAAGGAAUGGCAGAAAAAUUAUAUAAAAACCUAGAAUGCAUGAUGGAGAAAUAUGAAGUAAAGUUGAUGGUCAUUAAUAUGAUAUCUCGACUUAUUGGAACACACCAGUUAUUUCUUUUUAAUUUUUAUCCGUUCUUACAAAAAUUUCUUCAGCCGCAUCAAAGAGAUGUAACAAAAAUUCUAGUAUAUACAGCUCAGUCAGCGCAUGAAUUAAUACCACCUGAUAUUAUAGAACCCAUUCUGAAAACAAUAGCCAAUAACUUUGUCACCGAACGGAAUUGUAGUGAAGUUAUGGCUGUUGGAUUAAAUGGUAUUAGAGAAAUAUGUAUAAGAUGUCCUUUAGCAAUGAAUGAAGAUUUGUUACAGGAUCUUGCUCAGUACAAAUCAUAUAAGAAUAAAAGUGUAAUGAUGGCAGCUCGUUCUUUGAUUCAGCUGUUUAGGACAAUUAAUCCUCGGCUUUUAGGAAGAAAAGAUAGAGGAAAACCUACUGAAGCAUCAAAAGAUUUAAAACCUAAAGAAUAUGGUGAAUUAGUUGCAAAAGACUACUUGGAUGGUGCAGAAACUUUAAAUAUAGAAGAGGAGGAGGAGGAGAAUGAUGAUAAUGAUGGUGAAAAAGUUGUUGAUAGUGGAAGUGAAGAUAGUGAAGGUUGGGUAGAUGUACAUCAUUCAUCUGAUGAAAAUGAGGAAGAUAAUUCUGUAGAUAUAGAAGAAAAUAAUCAAGAAGAAACAAUACAAAAAGCAGCAUGCAUAUCUCAAUCUCGAAUUUUAAGUCAAGAGGAAUUUCAAAAGCUAAAAGCAGUGCAAAUAGCUAAGCAUUUGCAACCAUCAAAAUCUAAAAAUAAAGGAGUGAAAAGAAAAUCAGACUUUAAAUUUGAUGAAAGUAAACCGACAGAAUUAGUAAAAUUAGAUAAUAUUGAGAAAAUUUAUAAAAGAAGAAAACAUGAUAAAGAAUCUAGAUUAGCUACAGUAUUAGCAGGAAGAGAGGGAAGAGAGAAAUUUACAAAGAAAAAGAAGAAAAGUCCUUCCUGUAGUAAAACACAGAAAGAAGUGAAGAAAAAUAAGGCUUUCAUGAUGAUAAAAUACAAAGCAAAACAAAAAUCGAAACGUUCUUUCAGAGAAAAACAAAUGGCAUUAAGAAAAGCAUUGUUAAAAAGGCAAAAAUUAAAAUAA
This is a messenger RNA of Centruroides sculpturatus (bark scorpion), 2096 nucleotides long. RefSeq names its product protein SDA1 homolog (gene Mys45A). Bases 48 to 2096 code for a protein of 682 amino acids. Gene Ontology annotation, cellular component: nucleolus. Gene Ontology annotation, biological process: ribosomal large subunit export from nucleus; ribosomal large subunit biogenesis. The transcript has a single exon. The record is from RefSeq and is a predicted model, not a curated record. NCBI's taxonomy places the organism in Eukaryota, Metazoa, Arthropoda, Arachnida, Scorpiones, Buthidae.